Messenger RNA from Rodentolepis nana, 1404 nucleotides. The record is from the annotation of a GenBank genome assembly. Lineage: Eukaryota; Metazoa; Platyhelminthes; Cestoda; Cyclophyllidea; Hymenolepididae.
AUGCUCGCAAUGCAGACCAACUACCCUCCUUCUUUACCUGCCGAGAAUGAAUCAACCGCCUCCUCUGUGACCCCAACUUCCCAAAGUCGUGGUGCAGCCCCUCCAACCCCCGGAGUGAUCCCAAAUUCAAGUACUCCCCGAUACCCACCCACAACUUCUAUCUCGGUGCCAUUUGCAGGGCAAUCUUCUCUGGAUGCCCCAUUCAACAGAGUCCCUCCAUCACAGCCCAACGAUUCCUCAAACUCUCUAAAUGAAGUCCUACAUAGAUCCCUUAUGGCCUCGUCGUUUGCGUCUUCAAACGAUCUGAGCGACCAGGCAAUACCAAGAGCCCAUUCAAAUGGGAAACCCUUUGAUCUCAAUGCUCUUAGGGAGGCAGCAAAUAGGGAGAAGAAGCUUUUUGAACAAAACGCACCCUCAGAAAGGAAGGAUGGCAGUAUGGGAGGGUAUGAUUUCCCCUUCCAUAUGCCCCCCUCCCACUCCAACCAAUGGCCAAAUCAUCAAGAUGGUAAUCAGUCAGUCCAAGCUGUACCUGAAACCGGCACCUCAGCUAGUAACACCAAAUUGGGUUCGUUUUCGCCAAAUGUGGGAAUGCUACCCUACGCUAAUAGCGGAUCAUCCAAAGAUCUAGAUUACUUCCUGGCAGCAAAUGCUGCUAGAGCUUUGGCGAAUCAUUUAGGUGGUGGAAAUAGUCAAUCUUCUUACUCCAGUAACGUGGGGCAGCCUUCGGAUGAUCGGGCAAAAUCACCCUCCAUGGGAUUCCGGGAUAUCAUGAACUCAAAUAUCCCACCUCAGCAGCAAACCUCAUCAAUGGAACCUCUAUAUGCACACCAGAGAGAUAGAUCUAGUCCUACAAGAAAUUCCUUUGGGCUUCCGUCACUUGGAAUGUCUGGUGGAGCACCUCCAAACAUGUCCGUACCCUUCAACAGUUCACCACUGUCGUUUUCAGUCCCACCUCAUUUUCGUCAAAACAACUUGAACUACCCACCUCGUCCAUCGCAUCAUCUGCUUCCACCGAAUCCAUUCGGAAGCUUGGAUCCAGGAUUUGCAGAUAGGAUGAAGGACUACUCCAAUCCCCACCACCUCAUCGAUCCAAGGUACUCAGCUGGAGGUCCUAUGUCUAGGCUUCCAAGGUCUGCCUCGCCCAUGGACGGUGAUGUCCGAGGAGGGGGAAUAAUAGGUGAUUCCACAAUGAGUGACGCAUCUCCUAAUAGUUCUUCCAGUGGAAAGUUUGUUUCCCCUCAUGGUCAACCAGGUGGAGGUUCUGGUAACGGUGGAAAUAUUGUACUCUAUCCAUGGAUGAAUCCUAAGAGUUGUGAACUCGGAAUUGAAAACAAACGCACGCGUCAAACCUACACUCGCUAUCAGACUCUGGAAUUGGAAAAAGAGUUCCAUUUCAAUAAGUAA